Microstroma glucosiphilum is the source of this 3547-nucleotide messenger RNA. RefSeq names its product putative VAS1-valyl-tRNA synthetase. Gene Ontology annotation, molecular function: aminoacyl-tRNA deacylase activity; ATP binding; valine-tRNA ligase activity. Lineage: Eukaryota; Fungi; Basidiomycota; Exobasidiomycetes; Microstromatales; Microstromataceae. The transcript has a single exon. The coding region runs from base 181 to 3450 and encodes 1089 amino acids. Gene Ontology annotation, biological process: valyl-tRNA aminoacylation. Gene Ontology annotation, cellular component: cytosol. The record is from RefSeq and is a predicted model, not a curated record.
GCAUCACCUCGCACAAGACGCCUUGAUCGUACCGAGCAACACAACAAGCAGCUUUGGAUGCUCCUUGGCUCAGCAUUCAAAAGAUCCACACGUAGCAUACUACCUUCCGUACAGGCUUCGCGAUACGUCACACCCAUUCGCCGCAUAGCAACCCCUCUCACGACCCCUAGCCCCCGCACCAUGUCUUCGUCGAGCCCGGCAGCCGGCAAGGACGGCAAGGCUGCUCCUGCUGCCGACCCAGACAUGGCCAUCGCCACCAGCCAGCCAUCAGCCAACGGUGAAGCCGGCGGUGACUUGGUCCCUGGACCAGAUGGAACCCUCAUGACCAAGACGGCAGCCAAGAAGGCCACCAAGCUGGCAGAGGCAGCUGCCAGGAAAGCUGGAAAGGCCGCCAUUGCAAAGGAGAAGACUCCUGCGGCCGCCGCUGCUGGCGGAGAGAGCAAAAAGAAGGAAAAGGCAAAGAAAGAGAAGGAAGCAGAGCCGGAAUGGAUCAACAAUACCGUACCUGGACAGAAGAAGGACCUUUCGCAACCCAUGGAGGCGGGCUACAACCCAGACCAUGUAGAGGCAUCUUGGUAUGCUUGGUGGGAGAAGGCAGGCUUCUUCACCCCAAAGGAGCCGUCGGAGAACGACCCAUAUGACCCAGACAAGACGUUCGUCGUCCCAGCUCCACCUCCCAAUGUCACUGGAUCGCUGCAUAUCGGACAUGCUCUGACCAUCUCAAUUCAAGAUACGCUCAUUCGCUACUACAGGAUGAAGGGAUACAGAACCCUCUUCGUUCCCGGCUACGACCACGCCGGUAUCGCCACCCAGGCUGUCGUAGAGAAGCGUAUUGCCAAGCUCGAAGGCAAGUCGCGAUACGACUAUGGCCGUGAGAAGUUCAUCGAGAAGGUCUUUGAGUGGAAAGAGGACUACCAAGCUAGGAUCUCGAACCAGAUGAGGCGGUUAGGAGCAAGUUACGAUUUCACCAGGGAAGCUUUCACGAUGGAUGAGACACGAUCAGCUGCCGUCAUCGAGACAUUCUGCAAGCUGCACGAAGAUGGAAUCAUCUACCGAGCAAACCGUCUGGUCAACUGGUGCUGCAAGCUCAACACCACAUUGUCCAACCUGGAGGUCGACCAGAAGGAGCUCAAGGGACGGACAUUGCUGAACGUCCCAGGCUACGAUGCAAAUGAGCGGGUAGAGUUCGGUGUCAUCGUCAGCUUCGCAUACAGGAUCAAGGAUUCGGCUGAGGGCGAGAAGAUCAUCAUCGCAACCACUCGUCCGGAGACGAUGCUGGGAGAUACUGCCAUUGCCGUCCACCCCAAGGACCCUCGUUACACACAUCUGCACGGCAAAUUCGCCGAACACCCCUUCUUGCCCGACCGAAAGAUCCCCAUCAUCACCGAUGACCAAGCUGUUGAUAUGGAGUUCGGAACAGGAGCAGUGAAGAUUACCCCUGCCCACGAUCCCAACGAUUACGAGGUUGGUGUACGACACAAGCUAGAGUUCAUCAACAUCCUCAAUGAAGAUGGAACGCUCAAUGAUGAAGCUGGAGAGUUCAAGGGUCAGAAGCGCUUCCACGCACGUAGGACCGUUGUUGAGGCUCUGAAGAAGGAGGGCCUCUACGUCGAGACGAAGGACAACCCUAUGAUGAUCCCUGUCUGCUCAAGGUCAGGAGAUGUCGUCGAGCCUUUCAUCAAGCCGCAGUGGUGGGUCUCCUCGCGCCCUCUGGCCGACAAGGCCGUCGCUAAGGUCAGGGAACAGAACAUGGUCAUUGUGCCAAAAACUACCGAGAACGAAUUCUUCAGGUGGAUGGAGGUGAUCACCGACUGGUGCAUCUCUCGUCAGCUCUGGUGGGGUCAUCGAGUGCCAGCUUACUUUGUCAAUGUUGAAGGCAGAGCACAGGACAAGGAUGACCCGGCAGCCAGUGGCAAUUGGGUUGUUGGCAGGAACGAGGCCGAGGCUCACGAGAGGGCGAAGGUCAUUGCGGCUGGCCAACCUUACACCUUGGAGCAGGACGAAGACGUCCUUGACACAUGGUUCUCGUCCGGUUUGUGGCCAUUCAGUAUCAUGGGCUGGCCGGGCAAGACGGACGAUAUGAAGCACUUCUACCCCAAUGCCCUCCUCGAGACGGGAUGGGACAUUCUGUUCUUCUGGGUCGCUCGAAUGGUCAUGCUGGGUGUAUACCUGACGGAUUCGAUUCCUUUCAAGGAGGUCUUCUGCCACGCAAUGGUGCGAGACGCUCAUGGUCGCAAGAUGUCAAAGUCGCUCGGUAACGUCGUCGACCCUCUGGAUGUCAUCGCAGGUAUCGAGCUCGAGGGUCUCCAUGCCAAGCUUCUAGAGGGCAAUCUGGGCGACGAGGAGGUCAAGAAGGCUGCUGCUGGUCAGAAGAAGGACUAUCCCAAGGGUGUCCCUCAGUGCGGUACCGACGCCCUGCGUUUCGCUCUGUGCGCCUACACUUCUGCCGGACGUGACAUCAACCUGGACAUCAUGCGAGUGGAAGGCUACCGCAAGUUCUGCAACAAGCUCUGGAACGCUACCAAGUUCGCCCUUGCCAAGCUGGAAGGAGGUUUCCAGCCACCUUCGGAGAACAAGCCUACGGGCUCCGAAUCUCUCGUAGAGAAGUGGAUUCUGCACAGAUUGGACGUGGCUGCUGCCGAGGUGAACGCAGGUCUGAUGUCACGCAACUUUAUGAAUGCCACUUCGGCCGCGUACAACUUCUGGCUGUACGAGCUCUGCGACGUCUACAUUGAGGCGAUCAAGCCCAUUACGGAUGCCGGUAGCGAAGAGCGCGCCAGGGCCUCUGCACAGGCUACCCUUUACACAUGUCUGGACGAAGGAUUGAAGUUGCUUCACCCCUUUAUGCCCUAUGUGACUGAAGAGCUAUGGCAACGACUCCCUCGUCGUCCAUCGGAGAAGCACGAGUCCAUCUGUCUCACCUCCUUCCCCGAAGCUAUGCCAGAGCGCAACGACGCCAAGUCCGAUGGUCAAUUCGACCAAGUCUUUGCAGCCGUGAAAGCCAUCCGUUCCCUUGCUGCCGACUAUGCAAUCCAGUCGAACAUUCAAGCAUUCCUAGAGACGAGCGAUAGCGCUACCUCGCAACUUCUCUCUUCGCAAAAGGAGGUAGUACACACCCUCGUCAAGGGUUGCACAUCCGUCGAAGUCACCUCCUCUUCCUCCAUCCCAGACGGAUGCGUCUUUCAAACCCUCUCUGCCACUACCAAUGUUCACAUCCUCGCAAGAGGAGUCAUUGAUGUGGCAAAGGAACUUUCCAAGUUGGAUAAGAAGCUACAACUGAAUGAAGUGGCCAUUAAAAAGGAGGAGACGAUGCAGAGUAAACCAGAGUUUGGAAAGAUGCCGGAGAAGGUUAGGGAGCAGAGCGAGAUCAAGGUCAAGGACCUCAAGGCUGAGAGGCAGGCAUUGGAAGUUGCGAAGCAGAACUUUGCUAGGAUUGGAGGGGAUGCUUAGAGUCAGGAGGAAGAAUUUCGAGGACCUGAUUCACUAUGCUAUGCUACGCUGAGAAUGCAAUGGUAUGAACUUUCUAGAUAUGAAGUAUGCUGCGAUG